CUUCCUCUCCGUGUCGCGUCGCGUCGCGUCUCCCACCCCGACCGAGCGAUCCAGCCAGACCACGCCGCGACAGGAACAGUAGCUGCGAGACCUCGCCGAGGGCGCCGGGCAUGGGCUUCUGGGUGACGACGCUCAUCUUCCUCCUCGCCGGCGUCGCCGUCUCCCUCUCCGCGCUCCUCUGCUGCAACCGCGGGCCCUCCACCAAUCUAUUCCAUUUGACCUUGGUGAUUACAGCUGUAACUUGUGCUUGGAUGAUGUAUGCAAUCGUUUACCUUGCUCAGAUGAAGCCUUUGAUUAAUCCCAUCCUGAGUGGGGAGUGAGCUUUGUGUUAAAAAGAAGUAAAUCCCGACAUGAUGUACCAUUAUUUAGUCUGAGAACUUUUUAUUCAUUUUGUCCCACCUGAAAUAAAGAAAGUACCAUGAGUUUUUCUGCUACUCUUCCUCCAGACAAUCGAGGAGAUGCGCUGUGAUUAGUGUAUGCAAUUGUAUGAUAUACACAAUAAUACUAUUUAUCCUUGCUGCCCGUGCUAUUAUCAGAAAAUCUGGGCACGGGUCGCCAACUUUGUUC
Messenger RNA from Phragmites australis (common reed), 567 nucleotides. Its product is annotated as V-type proton ATPase subunit e1-like. The record is from RefSeq and is a predicted model, not a curated record. Lineage: Eukaryota; Viridiplantae; Streptophyta; Magnoliopsida; Poales; Poaceae. The transcript has 3 exons. Gene Ontology annotation, biological process: proton transmembrane transport. Gene Ontology annotation, cellular component: proton-transporting V-type ATPase, V0 domain. The coding region runs from base 111 to 320 and encodes 69 amino acids. Gene Ontology annotation, molecular function: proton-transporting ATPase activity, rotational mechanism.